UCGACUUUACGAGACUGGCAACAGUGGCAACACCGCGCCAGUCUGAAAAUACAUCAGCAGGCAAGAACGAGUUCAAAGGCUGUUUGCUUAGUGGUGCAUCAUAAUUUUUUGAAACAGCGAGUGUUACAAAGUCCAAAGUUUCUUAUUUUUGCGCUAACAAUUAUCCAGAUGUCCCUUCUGCAACAGAUUCAAAGAACCCUAUUGAGGGUAGGAAAUAUUAGGUCGGCUAGUGCAGCACAAAAAUGCAUGGCAAGUUCGUCACCAAAUGGAUACAAUUUUGAGUUGAAUGACACUCAGAAGGAAUUCCAAGAACUAGCUAGAAAGUUUGCAAGAGAGGAAAUAAUCCCCGUCGCUGCUGAGUACGAUCGCACUGGAAAAUACCCGUGGGAGGUUAUCAAGAAAGCUCAUUCUUUGGGUUUAAUGAAUGGACACAUUCCGGAAGAAUACGGCGGAAUGGGUUUCGGAGUAUUCGAUUCGUGUCUCUUAGCAGAAGAACUGGCCUAUGGUUGUACCGGAAUGAUGACGGCCAUGGAAGCCAGCGGAUUAGGGCAAACUCCAGUGUUGGUGGCGGGCAACGACUCGCAGAAGAGAAAGUACCUGGGGAGGCUGAUCGAGGAGCCUCUAAUGGCGGCGUAUGCCGUGACAGAACCAGGAGCAGGGUCUGACGUCAACGGAGUGAAAACCAGAGCCGAGAAGAAGGGCGACGAGUGGAUCCUGAACGGGCAGAAGAUGUGGAUCACCAACGGUGGCGUUGCUAAUUGGUACUUCGUUUUAGCUCGUACCAAUCCGGAUCCCAAAGCGCCCGCUAGCAAAGCCUUCACGGGUUUCAUCGUCGAGAGGGAUUGGGAGGGGGUGACUCCGGGCAGGAAGGAAAUAAACAUGGGACAAAGAGCCUCAGACACCAGGGGAAUUACGUUUGAGGAUGUACGUAUUCCCAAGGAGAACGUCCUGCUCGGUGAAGGGGCCGGAUUUAAGAUCGCAAUGUCGACGUUCGACUCGACCAGGCCUCCGGUCGCUUCCGGAGCCACCGGCCUGGCGCAACGCUGCCUGGACGAGGCCACCAAAUACGCCAACGAAAGGAAGACGUUCGGAGUCCCCAUCGCCCACCACCAAGCGGUGGCCUUCAUGCUCGCGGACAUGGCCAUCGGAGUGGAGACCGCCCGCCUGGCUUGGAUGAAAUCCGCUUGGCAAGCGGACAGGGGGAUAAGGAACACCCUGGCGGCUUCCGUGGCCAAAUGCUACGCGUCCGAUAUAGCCAACAAGUGCGCCACCGACGCGGUGCAGAUAUUCGGGGGGAACGGAUUCAACACCGAGUAUCCCGUGGAAAAACUGAUGAGGGACGCCAAGAUCUAUCAGAUCUACGAGGGCACGUCUCAGAUUCAGAGGCUGAUCAUUUCCAGGGCGAUUAUCGAUAACGCCAAGUUGCAGGCCUGAGCGUAGACGGAACGUCGGCAGUUAUGGUCUGGUUUUAAGUGUACGGUGGAGAAAAUCGGCAAAGAUUGAUAUGAGCAGUACAAAUCUAACCUAUAUUUUAUUUUGAGGGGCGGUGUUCAUUUGUCGGUGCUAGUUUUUCCUCUUCUUUAUUUUUUUUUAUUGUAUUAUGAUUGUUAUUUAGAUGUAAAGAUAUUUUAUUUUUUUUUUACAAAUUAUACAAUUUUACAUUCUACAUUUUGUUUUGAACACAAAUAAUUACCGUAGAUGGAAGAUAUUUUAAUAAAAAACAACUUUCUCUAAUUUAA
This is a messenger RNA of Anoplophora glabripennis (Asian longhorned beetle), 1739 nucleotides long. RefSeq names its product probable medium-chain specific acyl-CoA dehydrogenase, mitochondrial (gene Mcad). NCBI's taxonomy places the organism in Eukaryota, Metazoa, Arthropoda, Insecta, Coleoptera, Cerambycidae. The record is from RefSeq and is a predicted model, not a curated record. Gene Ontology annotation, biological process: fatty acid beta-oxidation; medium-chain fatty acid catabolic process. Bases 169 to 1434 code for a protein of 421 amino acids. The transcript has 8 exons. Gene Ontology annotation, cellular component: mitochondrion. Gene Ontology annotation, molecular function: medium-chain fatty acyl-CoA dehydrogenase activity; flavin adenine dinucleotide binding.